CUCAAAGAAAGAGAGAGUUUUUUUUUCGAAAGGAAAAGAGGGAGAAUUUUGUUGCCGUCAAGAAAAGCUUGGAAUGAGUAACAGGCUAAGCUUGCAUGUCUCGGACUCUCAGCUUGUGGUAUAUCUAUCGGGCAGCCAGAAGCCCAGAACUGCACGGUACAUCUCCUGCAAGGUCACGAGCGAGCUGAAUACCAUCAACGUGCGUGCAGAAGCACACGCCAUCGAUCUCGAUCUAACUGUCUAAGCCGGCCGGCCGGCCAUGGCCAGAAGGCAAACACCGGCGGCGCCUCAGCAGCCGCGCGACGGCGGCGGCAAGUUCGACCCCGUCUACGAGUGGCUCGACGACGGUGGCAGCUAUCUACUCCGCCUCGACCUCCCAGAGUUCAAGAACGAGAAUUUUCGGGUGCACGUGGAUGCCGCCGGCCGCCUGAUCGUCCUCGGACAGCGCGCGCCAGGAGGCGCCGGCUCGGGGAAAGCGCUGCAGCUCCACAAGGUGUUCCAGCUGCCCAACACGGCUAAUCUCGAUGCCAUCACCGGCCGCUUCGACGGCACCGUGCUCACGCUCACCGUGCCCAAGCUGCUGCAAUCGGAUGCCGUCGAGUUGCCAGCGUCGCUGCCGGAGGCCAAGGGGGAAGAAGACGCCGACGAGCCAAAAGAUCUGCAGGAGGACAAGGCGGCCAAGGCUGGCAGUGAUGCGGAGACGGAGCGGAGGAUCGAGGCGGAGAGGGCGAGCUUGACGGUGAGAAGCAAAGAGGUGGAAGAAGACGACCCGAAGGCAAAGGCGCCGCCGCCGUACGCGAACACGAAAGGACCUCAUCGAGAUCAGGAGAUUCAGGACGAGAAGGCCAGGGCGGCCGAUCACAGGGCGAAGGUCGCCCGCGAGGCGGCACGCAGGGUCGAGGCUUGGGUGGCAGAGACGAAGGCGAAGGCGGAGAGGGAGAGGAAGAGCGGGCGCUGGAAGGAGUGCGCGGCAGAGAAGGGGCUCAAGUUGGCGGAGGCCGUCGGCAAGAAGAAGGAGGUGAUCGCCACGGCCGUCGCCGCCUUCACGCUCGGCGUCUUCGUCUCCCACAGGCUCUUCGCAAGGAAUUAAACUUCAAACAUGCCUUCUCGUCGUGUGCGUGUACAUGCAUGAUCGAUCACGACGACAUGGAUAUAUACAUAAA
Molecule: messenger RNA, 1163 nt
Organism: Phragmites australis (common reed)
Lineage: Eukaryota; Viridiplantae; Streptophyta; Magnoliopsida; Poales; Poaceae
Product: stress response protein NST1-like
Exons: 2
Coding region: 260-1090 (276 amino acids)
Source: RefSeq, a predicted model, not a curated record